AUGAAAUUCACACUGCUCACACUCGUCACCGUCAUCGGCGCAGUAUCCGCCAUCAGCGUCGAUGCCGGUCUCAUCAAGAGACAAUGCAUUGCCAAAGGAGGUCUCUGCUCCACCAGCACCACAGAAGUUAACAAGCCGUGCUGCGGCGGCCUCGUCUGCAACACCGACCCCGCGCGCAACAACGCCAAGUGCGGGAAGAAGCCCGUGGAGAAGAGGAGCAUCGACAGUGCUGCAUCCAAGCCUCUGAGCAUACUGCGGGCCAUGCCUGAAAUUCCUCGCGAUGAGCCUAUUUGGGGAUAG
Molecule: messenger RNA, 300 nt
Organism: Colletotrichum orchidophilum
Lineage: Eukaryota; Fungi; Ascomycota; Sordariomycetes; Glomerellales; Glomerellaceae
Exons: 2
Coding region: 1-300 (99 amino acids)
Source: RefSeq, a predicted model, not a curated record